Adineta steineri is the source of this 795-nucleotide messenger RNA. The record is from the annotation of a GenBank genome assembly. Lineage: Eukaryota; Metazoa; Rotifera; Eurotatoria; Adinetida; Adinetidae.
AUGGCAAGUAAUUCGACUAAACCUCAUCCUUGGUUUGAAAUUUGUCAUUCACGUCCAUCAGCUAAAUACCAAGUAUUUAUAUUUCCAGGAGCUGGUGUACCAGGUUUUUAUUAUAAUAAUUGGGAUAAAGAUUUUCCUGAAUAUGAAUUUUCAUUAGUAAUUUAUCCUGGAAGAGCAAAACGACUUGGUGAAAAAUGUUUAACAACUAUAGAAGAAUAUCUUACUCAAUUAGAUCAAGAACUUCUACCAUAUAUGACGAAACCAUGUAUUUUUAUUGGUCAUAGUAUUGGAACUAUAAUUAGUUUUGCAUUCGCUAGACAUAUAAUUGAAACAACAAAUAAAGGAGAUUUAAUUAAAUUAAUACUUGCAAUGGGACGAGGAGCACCUCAUACAGCAGAUACUGUUUUGGAGGGUGAUCAAUCUUAUGUUGAACAGACGGAUGAAGAACUUGUUCAACACUUAAAACAAUCAGCAGAUCCUAACACAGUAGAAAUUUAUGAUUAUCAACCAUUUGUUGAUAUGGUAUUACCUAUGUACAGAGCUGAUGCAAAAAUUGGCAAUGUAUCAGUUUCAUCUACUCCAAUAAAUACUCCAAUUAUUGUUUAUGAAGGAGAAAAAGAUGAAGGUCUCAAUAUAGAAUCUUUAAAUAGAUGGUUAGAAUUAACAACAAAUAAAGAUUUAUUUCGUGUUCGACUGUUUCCUGGACAUCAUAAUUUUCAAUCUGAAUGUCAAAAUCAAGUAUUACAAUGUAUGAAAGAAGAUUUUAAUAAUGUUUUAAAUAAUUCAAAAGUUUAG